UAGCGAGCAGCACCUCCCCACCACCAAAUGGACGCCACCACGCCGCGGCGAAGUAACGCUGGAUCGCCUGCUCCGCAGUCAAAUGCCGCUGCUGCUGCUGCUGCCGCCGCCGCUUCUGCUGCUGCCGCUGCCGCCUCUGCCGCUGCCGCAGCUGCGUCUGGGACAGCGUCGCCCGCGUCGUCGCUUGCCGCGUCGCUGCUGGGCGGGUCGUCCGUCCUCGCCGUCGCGUCACCGGGCAUGUACAUUGAAAACCUCUUCGUUUAUAACGCGAUCUUCGGUCCGACAGAAGAGACCGAGCACGAGAAGAUUGUCUUCUACCACCCGAGCGACGUCCCGCUCGACACCAAGAUCAAGCAAGUCGGUCUCUGUGAAGCCCUUGUCAAGUUUGCCGCAACAUUCUCGGUGGACAGGCCGUGCGAAAGCAUGCAUAGCAUGAGGUCCAGGCAGGUCUUCUUUGAGCCAGAGCCGGAAUACUGGAUGGUCAUGACGGUCACGGUGCCAGUCACGUUGAAGACAGGCAAGGACGGUCGCCAAGUGGAAGAAUUUGCAGAAGAGGAUGUCCAGGACAACAUUCUGCUCACUGCAUUGCAUCAGAGUUAUGCCAUGUUCAAGCUCUUCAAUGGCCGAUUCACGGACAUUUACUCGCAAUUCAGUCUCAAGAUCUUGAGGCACAAGCUGCAAGAGUUCUUUCCCCGCUAUUUGACGUCUCUUCGAACAGAGCACUUUGAUUUGCUGACUGCCUGCAACGGCAUCCAGUUCAUGCCGCUGGACAAGAACACUUAUCUUCGAGUGCAAUGCUUUGUCAACCUGACCGAAACCACCUUUCCCCAAAUCAAGCAUACCGUCUUCCUGCACAACGAGCACCUAAUAUGGUCGGGCCUCGAGCAAGACGAUAUGCGCACGCUGUAUCGACUGCUGACGAGUGGGUUCUUGUCGGCCACGCUCACGGGCAGCUCUGAGCCUGGAAGUCGAACGACAAAGGGUGGAAAGGCAUCCGCGACAGGCGGCAGCGGCAGCGGAACAAACAUUAGUCUUUUCCAGCAACAACAGCAAGCAGCGUUGCGCGAAAUGCAACCCUUCCUGCUGUCAAACCGUGUGGGAUACAUCACUGGUCCUGAGGACUUGUCCGAUCCCGACACCCCCGUCAAUGCGCCCCAAUUAUUUGUCGAAUCGGCCCAGGACGGCGAGUCGCUUCACCUUAUCAUUUAUCAGUCUAAUAACGCCAUUGUCUGCUUCCUCGUGGACGCAUCGGUCCACUUUGACAUUAAAUUCUACCGCGACCUGGACAGCUACAUUGCACCGCAAGUGCGGGGGCUGUCUGAGACGAUUUCCGAACACUUGGCCAAGCGGAGCGCAGUCGAGAGCCACUACCGCUACAUUUACUACAACCACAUGAACCUGGCGCUCAAAUCGACCAUGCACAACAAGCGGCAGCUUACCGUGCCGCCAGAUGUGUUGCGGAUUCUGAGCGACAUGCGAUCCCAUUUCGAAAAAUCUCCACUGACGCACGAGCUUGUGGUCAAAAUGCUCAGCGACUGCUGGGUUGUUGGUCGCAAAUCCGAACAACGUGAAAUCUUUGUCAUGCUUCAGCAGAAGAAUGCCAAUCUCAUUGAGAUCAAUGACGAGGUCCGGCGGCUGUGCAUGACCUUGUUCAACAACAUUUUCCUGGAGUAACUUGUUCGAUCUGCGAAGAUUGUUGUUUUUUCUCUUGUCUUUCCUUGGUGUCUUGUUUUUGUUUUGUUUGUUAUUUUUUUUUCCAACUCUUUUGCCCAAAACUUUUGUUCAUCGUAUUACACUUUUUAUUCUC
Molecule: messenger RNA, 1807 nt
Organism: Capsaspora owczarzaki ATCC 30864
Lineage: Eukaryota; Filasterea; Ministeriida; Capsasporidae
Exons: 9
Coding region: 28-1674 (548 amino acids)
Biological process (GO): vesicle-mediated transport
Cellular component (GO): intracellular membrane-bounded organelle; Mon1-Ccz1 complex
Source: RefSeq, a predicted model, not a curated record